AUGGAUGAUUGUUCCUCAUCCAAGAUUCCUAUGGCCUUUGGAUAUAAGAUUUAUGCUGAUCCUUUCGGAGAAUCAGCGGAUCACAAAACUUAUAGAGGAAUGCUUGGUUCUUUGAUUUGCCUCACUGCAAGCAGACCAGAUAUUGUCUUUGCAACAGGAUUAUGUGCCAGAUACCAACCCGACCCCAAAGUAUCACACUUAACCGUAGUCAAACAGAUCUUCAGAUACUUGAAACGAAACAAAGCUCUCGGCCUAUGGUAUCCUACAGGGAACGACUUCAGUCUUCAAGCCUUUAUAGAUGCGGAUCAUGCUGGAUGCAGAUUGGAUAGGAAAAUCACUUUAGGUGGUUGUCAAUUUCUUGGAGGAAGACUGGUUAGCUGGUCUUCACAGAAACAAAAUUGUGUUUCUUUAUCUACUGAAGAAGCUGAAUAUGUGGACGCAGCUAGUUGCUGUUCUUAA
Lactuca sativa (garden lettuce) is the source of this 459-nucleotide messenger RNA. Lineage: Eukaryota; Viridiplantae; Streptophyta; Magnoliopsida; Asterales; Asteraceae. The record is from RefSeq and is a predicted model, not a curated record.